GACUGUGUUGCUCAGGUUCCUUUUCUUAAAUCAAAUUUGGUCUGCGAUUUUUGAAGAUAGAGAGAGCAAAAAGAAUCCAUGGCGGAAUCAAGAAACGCAGGCGAUGAUCUCGGCGGCCGCAUGCAGCUGAUCUCGUCGAAGGUCGAGUCCAAGAUCUUCUUCCACAAGGACGCCAUGGUGGAGUACGUGGAGAUCAAGAAGGUGAUCGGCGACCUCUCCGAGGAGAAGGCGAGGAUGGAGCAAGAACACCACGGGAGGGUGGCCAAGGAGCUCCUGGAGCCAUUGCAGGAGAGGCUUGAUGCAGCAAACCGGGAGCUUCUCAGUGCGAAACAGCAGAUCGUGCAGGUCAGGGAGGAGCUUGUGGCAGCCAAGCAGCAGCUGGGCCAGAAGAAUGGUGAGCUUGAGCUUUUGAGGAAAAAGAUUCAGGAGGAUCAUGAAGGCAACACUGAUGUUCUUGAGAAGACCAAUGCUAAAGUUCAUCAUCAGCAGCAGCAGCACCAUGAUAGCUCUCCUGAACAUUUCCAGUCCAAUGGGGUGCAGACAAGAUCAAUGCGUAAAGGGGAGAAACUGUUCCAGGAAUACUUGGGUUAUGGUCGUCUCGAACAUGAUCUGAAUGCACGGUGGUCUGGUCGACAACAGCUGAUUAAAGAUACAACUAUUGGCCGCCAUGCAAGCAGGGAUGAUGACUUGGAUAUAAUAAGAGAAAAGCUAAUCAAGGGAUUCAUUGAAAUUGAUGCUGAGCAUCAUAUCGGAAUAAAGGAAAUUGGGGUGUUGAAUGAUAAUCCAUUCCAAUCUGCCUGCGGUGAGAAGUUGCCACCUGAAGAAGCUGAUACGGUGGCUUCUGAGAUGAACUCCCUGUGGCAGAAGCUACUCAAUGACACAACCUGGAAUCCCUUCCACACAAUCACAGUUGACAACGAUCGCCAAGUAGAGGUCAUAGACGCCGACGACGAGAAGCUGAAAGAGCUUAAUAUGACAUGGGGAGAAGGCCCUUACAAGUCUGUCACUGAUGCAUUGCUGGAGAGGAAGGAAUACAGCAUCCAGGGACCGGGCGUGUUCGAUCUUUGGAACUACAGGGAAGGGAGGAGGGCUUCUCCUGGAGAGUGCAUUGAGUAUAUCUUUGAUCAGGUGAAGCAGCUCAAGCAAGCCCGUAGAAAGUCUCCCAGGUACAGUGCAGACAGAGCAUAAAUGUGAGUGAUUCUGCACUUGUUACAGCACUGAAGAAUGCAUCGCAUGUGUGCUUAUGCCUGCGUCUCAUCGCUGCACAGGUUGGGGGCGUAAUGUGUGUUGAAUUGUUGACGAUCUGACUGCUGAUCUGCUAAAGUAGCUUAACAGUGGCAAGUAGCAAUGAAGGAAAUUAGUAUGUGUGGUCUCUUGUUUCAGUUCUAUGUAUGUUUGACAUGAACUCGCUGAGUGAUGGAACCAUGGAGCUGCUUCAUUGUAUGGGUGGCUGAUGAAGAAUUGUGCCGUCACAGGAAGCUCUAAAAUAAAUACAGCAUGCUAUGAACUUUGUUUGUAUCAUCCAUUUCAUGGUAGCACUAACUAGAACUGUGAUGUUUCAGUGCUUCCAAAGUUGUGAAUGUUUAUUGCCCCCAAGAAAUCUGAAUGUCAACUGUGAAUAAGUUGGGAGAGC
Oryza brachyantha (malo sina) is the source of this 1633-nucleotide messenger RNA. Its product is annotated as protein INVOLVED IN DE NOVO 2-like. Bases 79 to 1188 code for a protein of 369 amino acids. The record is from RefSeq and is a predicted model, not a curated record. Gene Ontology annotation, biological process: gene silencing by siRNA-directed DNA methylation. Lineage: Eukaryota; Viridiplantae; Streptophyta; Magnoliopsida; Poales; Poaceae. The transcript is spliced from 5 exons.